This is a messenger RNA of Phasianus colchicus (ring-necked pheasant), 1518 nucleotides long. It is a transcript of the gene EXOSC1, whose product is annotated as exosome component 1. The record is from RefSeq and is a predicted model, not a curated record. Gene Ontology annotation, biological process: RNA processing. Gene Ontology annotation, molecular function: RNA binding. Lineage: Eukaryota; Metazoa; Chordata; Aves; Galliformes; Phasianidae. Gene Ontology annotation, cellular component: nuclear exosome (RNase complex); cytoplasm.
CGCCGCUGAGAGCCAAUAGGAGGAGGGCUCUUUGCGGGCUCACGCGCGACACGGAACAUGGCGCCGCCGGCUCGGUACUGCGUGCCCGGCGAGCGGCUGUGCAGCACGGAGGAGGCCUCGGCGGGCAGCGGGACCUACGCGCGGCACGGUUCUAUCUUCGCCUCGCUGGCCGGCUGCCUGCAGAAAUGUGUCGAGGGCGGCGGGCUGCCCGUGGUGUCGGUGGUGCGGGACGCGGAGGCGCAGCUGCUGCCCGGCGUGGGGGCCGUGGUGACCUGCAAGGUGUGCAGCAUCAACUCCCGGUUUGCCAAAGUGAACAUCCUGUAUGUUGGCUCCACGCCGCUGAAAUCCACCUUCCGCGGCACCAUACGGAGGGAAGACAUUCGAGCCACUGAGAAGGAUAAGGUAGAAGUCUACAAGAGUUUUCGCCCUGGUGACAUAGUUCUAGCCAAAGUUAUCUCACUGGGAGAUGCACAGUCUAACUACCUGCUGAGCACAGCAGAGAAUGAGCUGGGCGUGGUAGUGGCACGCAGCGAGGCAGGGGUGCAGAUGGUGCCCAUCAGCUGGUGUGAGAUGCAGUGCCCACAGACACACACCAAGGACUUCCGUAAGGUGGCCCGCGUGCAGCCGCAGUUCCUGCAGACCUAGCAGCCCCCUCAGGGGCAUGGGGACCCCAGGAAGGAGGGCUGCUGUGGUGGGGUCCAACAGCUUCUAUGCAGCUCCACGCGUGAGAGACUGGAACAGCAGGAUGGAUUUUGUAUUUGUGCUGUAGAUAAUAAAUGUUUUUUCUUUUUUGAGAGCUCUGUGUUCUGCUCAGUUACUGCCCAUAGGGAUUGCUCCAGAGCUGCUGGAGGGGGCUGUCUCACACAGCAGUGCAGGGGUGAGAAGUGUGUUCCUAGCCUGGGGCUGGGGAAGGGGAGCAGUGAGGGACUCUGAGGCUAGUGGUACUCAGCACAGGCUGUGGCUGCUGCUGUACUCUCCAAGGCCACUUAUCACCUCAGGUCAUGCAUGCCCUUCAUUAGGCAAAGGGGUGUGGCACACGCCAGAGCCAGUAAACCACUGGUGAGUCACAGUGAAUCACUCUGCAACAAGGAUUGCGGAACUGUGCUUUGCUGUGUGGAGCCCAAGCACUUUCUGCACCCACAAGUCAGCAGCAACUUCUGCAUCACGAACACGUGGUAGCACAGGAAAGGAGGUGCUAGGCAAAGUGGGAGCGCCAUGUGGCCCAGGAGCACAUGGUGCAGUGGCACAGAAAAACGCUGACAUUAAUUAUUGCAUAUUAAUCUUUUAUUGAACUGGAACAAGACAACUGGUACUGCUGGACAGUUAGAUUGACCCAGUGCAAGCCCAGGCUCACUACAGCAGCAGUGGGGGAGGCUACAGUGACAGUGCCAAGUACACGUUUGUGGGAUAGGGGCACAAUGGCAUCUACACCACCUCCAUGAGGCAGGACUAGGGUUGGCUUUGGCUGUAGGAAGCACAUGGCAAAUACAAAUUCCCAGACAACACGCUCCUUCCUUU